CGCUGAUUCCGGUUUAGGCAGCAGUAGCAAGCAGGCAACUCGCAGUAUUGCAAGGCAGAGUUUGAGCCAGCCGUUCGUGCAGAAAGCAGCCUCAGUUGCUGAGGUAUUUUCCAAACAUCGAGAGCAGCGUUAUGGACAGUGACGACGACAAUGUGGAGGAGACCGUGGAAGGUCCCUUGGAUGAAGAUAACCAGCCACAUGGGUUCUGUAAAGUUACCUAUUCCUCUAGUGACAGAUUUGAAGGGCAUUUUGUGCAUGGUGAGAAGAAUGGUCGCGGGAAGUUCUAUUUUUUUGAUGGCAGCACACUGGAAGGGAACUGCAUUGAUGAUGCUUUACAAGGACAAGCUGUUUACACCUAUGAGGACGGGAGUACCCUCCAUGGUACCUACAUUGAUGGGGAAUUGAAUGGCAUAGCUGAGGAAUAUGAUUCAGAGGGACACUUGACCUUCAGGGGUCAAUACAGGGAUAAUGUUCGAUGGGGUGUUUGCUGGAUGUACUUUUCGGAUGGAGGCUGCCUUGUAGGAGAGGUGAAUGAAGAUGGGGAGAUGACUGGUGAUAAAAUAGCUUACGUUUAUCCUGAGGGCAAGAUAGCACUGCUUGGAAAAUUUGUUGAUGGGGAAAUUAUCGAAGGACACCUGGCAAUUCUUAAAAGUGUAACUGAGGGGAAACCCCAAUUCGAGCUGACACCAGAUGACUACUUAUUGGCUAAGUCUUGGAGUGUGCUCAAAUUCCAAGCUGCUAAAUGUCCAGUUUACACCUUCGACAAGUCCACCUCUUUUUGCAUUUCUACAAAUUGUCUCCUUCCUGACCCUUAUGAAAAUGAGAGGGUGUAUGUUGCUGAGUCUCUUAUUCCUAAUGCUGGGGAAGGUUUAUUUGCAAAAGUAGCAGCAGAACCUGACACAGUCAUGGCUUUCUACAAUGGAAUGCGGCUAACACAUGAAGAGGUAGAUUCUAGAGACUGGUCUAUCAAUGGGAACACUAUAUCGUUGGAUGGUGAUACUGUGCUAGAUGUUCCUGAGCCUUACAACAGUACAAAACGCUACUGUGCAUCAUUGGGGCACAAAGCAAAUCACUCCUUUACUCCCAAUUGCAGUUAUGCAACGUUUAUUCAUCCUCGGUUUGGACCUAUUAAAAGCAUCCGCACCAUCCAGGCAGUACAGAAGGAUGAAGAACUUACAGUAGCUUAUGGAUAUGAUCACUAUUCUGCAGGCAAGGGUGGCCCAGAAGCUCCUGACUGGUACAAGCUUGAAUUGCAGGCCUUCCAACAUGUUCAGCGGAAAUGAAAUUUAUGCAGCUUUCUCUUUAAGCAGGUAGCAAAAGCAGAAGAAGCUAUGCACUAAAGCUAUAUGGAACUGCCAGAUCAGGACCUUUUAAAAUGCUCUGUUCUAUGAACUAUCAUUCAUCUUGUAUUUAAAUUAGUCAAGGUUUAAUUUUUGCAAAAUACAAUAUAUAAGGCACUUGAGCAAGUAAAUAUACAUUUGCCUUUAGCACAUGAAAGUUUGUUAUGUAGCAGUAAACACUAUUAACCUACUAAUUGCACAAUGUAGCUUGUCCUACUUGGCAGUCUUAUGAGCAGUGUGCAAUUUUCUAAAAUGGUUCAUGAACAGCUGGAUACUCUUGGCCAUUUUUACUGUUUCAAAUUAAGGUGGUUUUAGCCAAACCUAACUCUCCACGUACUGUUUAUGGGUUUAUAGUGUUCACCUCCUAAACUUUGUUGAAACACCAUCAUUAACAGCUGUUAAACUUUUAGUUAACCUGAUUGUGACUACUGAUCACUAAAUCAGCAUCAUUCAGUGUUGUCACUGGGGUUUCAGUGAAAGCUAACACAGGCUUGUGUAAUUUUUGUACCCUGUCCACUAAUUGUGAAUAACACAUAGCACAGUUAGAUGAAGUUUGUCCUCUGAAAGUUAGUUUGUGUCUGGAGUAAGCAUUUUGAGUUACAUAUCAAUAUCACUAGGAUGAAGUAUUGUUAUUUAUAGGUCUUUUACUGAUAAUUAAUUAAUGAGUUAAGAAUUUUUUUUGAAUAAUGAUUAAGUGCAUUAGCUUGCAUAUGAUUUAUCCUCUGACCUGACUUGGUAUUUAAUACUAAUAUAUGAAAUACAGCUAUUGACAACAAUGUUGCACUCUGGCAUUCAGAUACAGCAGCUUAACUCAUAGUGAAUGGUGUGACAUUGUUGAUAAAGUGUGAGAUGUCAUUUUUUCCAUUUUCUGUUCAUUUCACUAUACUGAGUAAUCAAAGCCAGCAACUGAAGGGAUGCAGCAUUAUCCAAAUAGAGUAUUCUUGUAAUAAUGUGGAAACAUUAUUUCAAAUAGCAUUUAAUCUUGCUUCAGGUGUAAAGCUAUAAUCUUGGCCACAAGCAAGCAAGCAUUUUUUUUCUAGAGAACAGUAGCACAAUCUAAACUUUUGUUUCAGUACAAUGCUUUUUCCUGAAAGCUUGACUAGUUAAGCUCUGCAUUUUGUAACUGGUGUUUGCAGCCUUACUAAAAUUACAUAGUUUUGCUAAUGUAACUGAAAAAAAGCUUCACUGGUGAGAGUACGAGAGAAUGGAGUUAUUCCAAAAGUUUACAGAUUUCCCGCGAGUAUUCUGAUUGUGUGUAUUCUUUUAGUGUAAUAAUAAAUGAAAAUGUAUGCAUUUUAUAAGAGUGUCUGGGUGAGCAUGAGAAUUGUUUUGGUUGGGGGCGGGAAAGCAUUUAUAAUAUGUUUUGGUUUUGACAAACUGAAUUAUGCUGUAAUCAAUAUAUGAAGUUAAUAACUUGGUAUAGGAUAACAAAAUUUGUUUUCUAAUGGUCAUUUAAACAAAAGUGGUAAAUUGUGAAUACAUGGAUUUUUACCAUAAAGAUAGGAACAUGUGGAGAAGAACAAAUCAUGGAUCGAAUUGAUCUUAAACAUGUAAUAUAUAUAUAUCAAUAUUUUGAUGAUUCUGACUGUGCAUGAUUUGUUUUCAAACAUGAAAUAUCACUUAUUUUAAGCCUCACCUUGUUAGUCAUUUUUCUGCUUCAGAUCAGUUUAAUUUCAUUCAAAAUGAGGGAAGGAUUACAGUAUUUCAGAAUAAAUGUAAUGUACCUUUUCAUCUUUCUACAGCAUUGUAGUGUAUCCUUAUUAAUGGCCUUUGUGGAGUUGUCAACAUAUUGAACAUCAAAACCUGGUGCAGAACUUCUGCAUUGCUGAAUUAAUUCAUAUUAUAGCAGUAGGUUGUCAGUGGCAAUAAAUGCUCCAAGCUUA
Molecule: messenger RNA, 3223 nt
Organism: Carcharodon carcharias (great white shark)
Lineage: Eukaryota; Metazoa; Chordata; Chondrichthyes; Lamniformes; Lamnidae
Gene: setd7
Product: SET domain containing 7, histone lysine methyltransferase
Exons: 9
Coding region: 132-1283 (383 amino acids)
Biological process (GO): regulation of DNA-templated transcription
Cellular component (GO): chromosome
Molecular function (GO): histone H3K4 monomethyltransferase activity; protein binding
Source: RefSeq, a predicted model, not a curated record